This is a messenger RNA of Megalops cyprinoides (Indo-Pacific tarpon), 2400 nucleotides long. RefSeq names its product forkhead box protein P4-like. The record is from RefSeq and is a predicted model, not a curated record. Gene Ontology annotation, cellular component: nucleus. NCBI's taxonomy places the organism in Eukaryota, Metazoa, Chordata, Actinopteri, Elopiformes, Megalopidae. Bases 148 to 2118 code for a protein of 656 amino acids. The transcript has 18 exons. Gene Ontology annotation, biological process: regulation of transcription by RNA polymerase II. Gene Ontology annotation, molecular function: RNA polymerase II cis-regulatory region sequence-specific DNA binding; DNA-binding transcription repressor activity, RNA polymerase II-specific.
UUAUUAUUUUCUUUUCUGUCACGUUUCUUCUUCGUUAUUUUUGGGAUUCGCUGGGACGUUUCUCUCAAGCUGGAAGUGAAGGAUCCUCAUGCUCUGGGAAGCUCGUGAAAGUUGAGUUCUGCAGGACUUCCUAACAGGUGAUACGUGAUGAUGGUGGAAUCGGCUGCCGAGACCAUCCGGACGACCUCUUCCAAUCAGAACGGGGUGAGCAGCCUGAGCGGCCAAUCGGACAGCGCGGGGGGAGAGGGCGGGUCUAAGAGCGAGGCCAACGGGGAGGCCAGCCCCCUGGAUCUGCUCCACCUUCAGCAGCAGCAGGCCCUACAGGCUGCACGUCAUUUCCUCCUUCAGCAGGCCACUGGACUCAACUCCAGCAGCAGCAACGAGGGCAAGGUGAGCCCCAUGCAGGUCCCUGUGUCCAUGGCGAUGCUGACCCCCCAGAUGAUCAUGCCUCAGCUACAGCAGAUGCUGACCCCCCCUCAGAUUCAGGCCCUCAUGCUCCAACAGCUGCAGGAGUUUUAUAAGAAGCAGCAGGAGCAGCUGCAUGUGCAGCUCCUAUCUCAGCAGCAGCAGCGAGCAGCAGGGAAGCAGAGUAAAGAGGUGUCGCAGGCGGGGUCAUACAGAUUGGCGUUCCAGCAGCAGUUGAUGCAGAUGCAGCAGCAGCACUUCCUGAACCUGCAACGGCAGGGCCUGGCGGGGCUUUCAUCCGGCCCAGGGGCGGGGCCUAUCCCCAACCUGCAGCAAGCCGUGGGUCCGGCUGAGCUGCAGAGGCUGUGGAAAGAGGCAGCCAGCGUGCAGACCGCCACCGAGGAUUCUGGCAACCCAGAAGGCCUGGACCUGAGCACCAGCAGCUCCAACACUACCUCAUACUUGACGCCCAAAGCCUCCCCGAAGGUGUCCCAUCAUGCCCUUCUGAACGGACAGAGCUCCACUCACACUCCAAAGAGAGACAGCCCUUCCCAUGAGGAGCAGGUGGGCUCGAACCCGCUGUACGGACACGGAGAGUGCAAGUGGCCCGGGUGUGAGGCGCUCUGCGAGGACAUGGGACAGUUCAUCAAGCACCUGAACAGCGACCACGCCCUGGAUGACCGCAGCACAGCCCAGUGCAGAGUGCAGAUGCAGGUGGUCCAGCAGCUGGAGAUUCAGCUGGCUAAGGAGAGUGAGCGCCUGCAGGCCAUGAUGGCUCACCUGCACAUGCGACCGUCAGAACCAAAGCCUUUCAGACACGCUCAAAAUAUGGCCUCUAGUGCCCCCCUGAUGAAGCGGGACAGAGAGACAUUCCCAGAGGGAUUACCUCACCCCCCCACCUCUGCCACCGCCCCCAUCACACCCCAGCGCCAGGGCCCCUCCGUCAUCAGCUCCACCAGCCUGCACGGGGCGGGGCCUGUCCGCCGCCGCAACGCCGAAAAGCUGUGCACCCCCAUUGCCUCAGAACUGGCCCAGAACUGCGAAUUCUACAGGAAUGCUGAUGUCAGACCCCCCUUCACUUACGCCUCCCUCAUUCGCCACGCCAUACUGGAAUCGCCAGAGAGGCAGCUGACUCUCAACGAGAUCUACAUCUGGUUCACCAGGAUGUUCGCCUACUUCAGGAGGAACACUGCCACCUGGAAGAACGCUGUUCGCCAUAACCUAAGCCUUCAUAAGUGCUUUGUGCGGGUGGAGAACGUGAAGGGGGCGGUGUGGACCGUGGAUGAGGCCGAGUACCAGAAGAGGAGGCCACCAAAGAUGACCGGAAGCCCCACACUGGUGAAGAAUGUGAUGACAGGGCUGAGUCCCGGAUCUCUCAGUGCCAGCUACAAGGCGGCCCUGGCGGAGAGCAGCCUGCCACUGCUGAACAGCCACGCCCUGGUGAAGGCCCUGCCCCACCCUGCCCUGAGCACCCAGCUCAUGGGGCAGGAUGACGUGAGCAGCACAGUGGAGCAGGUCCACAGCAACAGCAGCAGCAGUCCCAGCCAAUCACCACAGCCGCUUGGGCGGCAGGGCAUGGUGAAGGAGGAGCUCACAGACACAGAGGAGUCUGUGAUGCCUGUGUCGUUCACGACAGCUGUCACCCGGAACACUCCACCCCCCGGAGACGAAAGAGAGCUGGAGGAAGAACUUCCAGCAGAGGAGGUGGAGUAAAGACAAGGGGCUGACAGAUUUCAACAGCGCACCAGAUCCACCUAAACAGAGAGGAACAUAGGAAAUACCAAAAGAACAGGGAAAAUAAAGUCUGGCCUCACCUGCUUACGGAUGUUCACCUGGCACAGUUUGCUUGUAUUCGAACUGCAAAGUGUCUGGCACAUGAGUUUCCAUUUGUUUAUGCAACAUGGUGAAGGCGGUUCCCAGUCUUUGUAAGGGGUGUGUUACACACACACACACACACACACACACACACACACACACACACACACACACACACAC